Messenger RNA from Doryrhamphus excisus (bluestripe pipefish), 1365 nucleotides. Lineage: Eukaryota; Metazoa; Chordata; Actinopteri; Syngnathiformes; Syngnathidae. The record is from RefSeq and is a predicted model, not a curated record.
CACACCUUUUCAUUUUCUGAUUUUUAUGGCACCGUAUCAGUCAGUAUUGUUUCGCAGUACUCUUCGUGACAGACCACGACAGGCUGCUCCCGGUUCAUGGAUUAUACACUUUCCCUCCAAGUGCAACAUCAGCUGGCGGUGUUCCCGACACACUUCUACCGGGGCUACAGUGUGGAGUUACAGAUGAAGUCUACAGAAGUGGACCAAGGGCUAUUCACAGACAGCUACUGCAGAGUGUGCAGUGCUCAGCUCAUCUCCGAGUCUCAGCGGGUUGCUCACUAUGAGAGUCGGAAACAUGCCAAUAAAGUUCGGCUGUAUUACAUGCUACAUCCUGUGGAUGGAGGCUGUCCUGCCAAGAAGCUCAGAACAGAUAAUGGGAACGACGAGGGUGACGUGGACAAGAAUAAAUGUUGCACGCUGUGUAACAUGUCCUUCACAUCAGCAGUGGUUGCACAGUCACACUACCAGGGUAAAAUCCACGCCAAGCGGCUAAAACUGCUACUGGGGGAGCAGCCUGGCAUUACAAGCAAAGAGGUAUCCCCCAACAUUAUAAGGAGCUCUCCAGACACAUCUCCCGUAACCUCCCCACGACAGCGACGUGACUCGGAUCGCUACUGCCAACUAUGCAACGCUUGGUUCAACAACCCCGGCAUGGCUCAACAACAUUAUGAUGGCAAAAAGCACAAGAAAAACGCAGCCCGAGCAGACCUUCUGGAGCAGAUGGGAAAGACUCUGGAUAUGGGUGAGAUGAAAGGUCUGAAAAGGAGCUAUACUUGCGACGUGUGCAGCGUGACAUUGAACUCGGUGGCGCAGUACCAUGCACAUCUGCAGGGCUCAAAGCACCAAAACAAUCUGAAGAAUCAGAUAUGUCUCCAGUGAGCAUGGCGGACAUGGACACACGGACAAAGCAACCGGAUUGAUGUCAGACAAGCUGCGGUCAGCUUGCCCCGCUUUUUUUUUUCCCUCUCUCUCUCUGCUUUUGCUCUGUGAGCUGUCUUGAUUUUUCUCUCUUCUGUCUUUCACCAUCAUGAUUGGCCUGACCCGGCCUGGAAAACGAAGGAAAGUGUUUUUUUUUUUUUUUGUCUUUCCUACUGUAGCACUGCAUCAACUAUGUGACCUGAGAGGGAGAACGAGGGAGAGAGAGAACACUUUACAGUACAAAGCAGUGGAAAGAUUAUCUUUGCACGGGCGAACCACUGCGGUUCCAUACUAUGUUCCUUUUCUUGGCACUUAAACCGGGUUCAAAUAAAUGGCAAUGGAAUGAAUAUCAUGUCUGCGUUACAAAGGUGCAUCCAUGACUUGAAAAUAAACCAUUCAUGUUUUUAUUCUUUAAAUAUAUAUAUAUAUUUAUUUGGAAUUGAAUAA